AUGGUGUUUUUGGAUGUUGAAUUGACAAAAAAAGUGAUUGUCUCUCCUGACAAGUUCAAGGGCUUAAAUAUUUCUUUUCGUAAAUAUUUAACCAUCCAACUCUUCGCCAAACUUGGUCGUCAUAAAUCAUCUAGGAAACGCGGCUACUUUCUUUCACCUAUGUAUAUAAACUAUGCUGAUGACGGUCAAAAAAAUAAGCGUACUAAUGAAUACACCUUCGAAGUAUCUUUCAACUGCACCACUAUGAAGCCAUGCAAGGGUGAGAUCUUGAUUGGCAUCGUAUAUAAGAUUACAACAGAUGGCAUUUAUCUGAAAUCUGGGCCAAUGCAAAACAUUUUUCUCUCAGAAAAUAAGAUGAAAGACUACAAAUUCUAUAUAGUUGAACAACUAGUGUUUGCAAAUCCAAAUCGAGGGGGAAGCAUAAAGAUAGGUACAAAGGUGAGGUUCAAAGUUUUUAAGGUUGAGUGGAUCAAAAGCGAUGGAGAGUUUCAUAUCCAAGCAACUAUUGAAGCUAAUUAUCUUGGACCUAUGAGUUCAUAA
Dendrobium catenatum is the source of this 540-nucleotide messenger RNA. Its product is annotated as DNA-directed RNA polymerase V subunit 7-like. The coding region runs from base 1 to 540 and encodes 179 amino acids. Gene Ontology annotation, biological process: DNA-templated transcription initiation. NCBI's taxonomy places the organism in Eukaryota, Viridiplantae, Streptophyta, Magnoliopsida, Asparagales, Orchidaceae. The record is from RefSeq and is a predicted model, not a curated record. The transcript has a single exon. Gene Ontology annotation, molecular function: single-stranded DNA binding; single-stranded RNA binding.